Peromyscus maniculatus bairdii (prairie deer mouse) is the source of this 866-nucleotide messenger RNA. Its product is annotated as NKG2-A/NKG2-B type II integral membrane protein-like. Gene Ontology annotation, biological process: stimulatory C-type lectin receptor signaling pathway; positive regulation of natural killer cell mediated cytotoxicity. The record is from RefSeq and is a predicted model, not a curated record. NCBI's taxonomy places the organism in Eukaryota, Metazoa, Chordata, Mammalia, Rodentia, Cricetidae.
AUGAGUCAUUUGCUCAGAACUGAAAAUGCCUCAGGACCCAGGGAAGCAGCAAGGGAAACCCAAGGCCACUCACAGCUCCAUUUCAGUAACCCAGCAGGAAAUCAGCUGAUGGAGUUCAGCCUUCAAAAUGCUUCCCAGAAGCAUGUCGAGAUCAGCAGGCAAUGCCACUGCAAAAAUUUUUUAUCACCUCCAGAAAAGCUCAUCUCUGGGAUCCUGGGCAUCAUCUGGUUUGCCUUAUUGGUAGCCUUGGUGAUAACAACCAGACUUGUCACUUCAUAUCCUGAAGCAAAGGCCCGGUUUAACUCCUCCAUGACUAGAUCACAGAAAGUACACCAUUGUAGUCAUUGUUCAAAGGAGUGGAUAUCAUAUUCCCACAAUUGUUAUUAUAUUGGUGUGGAGAGAAAAACUUGGAAUGACAGUUUAGUGUCCUGCACUUCCAAAAACUCUACUCUGCUUUACAUAGAUAAUGAAGAGGAGCAGGAAUUUCUGAAAUUGCUCUCACUGGUCUCAUGGACUGGAGCCUUUAGGAAGAGCAGAAAUCAACUAGGGGUUGGGAAUAAAGACCGAACUUUGAAAUCAAAGAAAACAGAGUUUUCCCGUGUUGAACAUAACUGUGUCAUGCUGUCAGCUUCUGGCCUCAUAAGAGAUGACUGUACAGCUUUACAUACAUAUCUUUGUAAGCGUAAUUUCAACAACUAAAACACCUGUACUUGGAGUCUGCCAGGUAAUGUUAUAUUUCAUAACCUGAAAAUAGAAUUACAGUUGUGUACAUCUUAAAGUGAAUUUUUUUAUUUGCACUAAUAAUGAAUUUUUAAAAAAUCAUUGAAGUCUAGUAAACACAAAAAAGUACAAAUAUUGCUUUUGUA